Messenger RNA from Apis dorsata (giant honeybee), 2481 nucleotides. Its product is annotated as BTB/POZ domain-containing protein KCTD3. Bases 187 to 2316 code for a protein of 709 amino acids. Lineage: Eukaryota; Metazoa; Arthropoda; Insecta; Hymenoptera; Apidae. The transcript has 12 exons. The record is from RefSeq and is a predicted model, not a curated record. Gene Ontology annotation, molecular function: protein binding. Gene Ontology annotation, biological process: protein homooligomerization.
AUUUUAAAUUUUAGCUUCAUUUCAUUAAAACGAUACUCAUAUUACGCAUGUGCAAAUUUAUAGCUUAGUCAAAGUUACUGUUCAUAACCUAUAAAAAGUAAAGUGUGAUUUUAUAAUUGUUUGAUAUAUAUUGAUAUAAGACAUGUAUCAUCAAAAUAAAAAUUGGCAUUUAAAUUAAUUAUAAUAAUGGCUAUACCUCCUUCUUUUGGUCUUAGCGAUAUUGUACAUUUAAACGUUGGUGGAACAAGGUUCUCAACAUCAAAGCAAACAUUAACAUGGGUUCCAGAUUCAUUUUUUACAGCUUUAUUAAGUAAUAGAAUUGCCAGUCAUAGAGAUGAAAUUGGUGCAUUAUUUAUAGAUAGAGAUCCAAAAUUAUUUUCUAUUAUAUUAAAUUAUCUUCGUACAAAGGAUAUUGAUUUAAAAAAUGUAGAUCUUCGUACAUUAAGACACGAAGCUGAAUAUUAUGGUAUUAUACCAUUAGUUAAAAGAUUAAUGUUAUGUGAAGAUUUAACUCAGUCAUCUUGUGGAGAUGUUUUGUUUUAUGGUUAUUUACCACCACCAAGUAUACCAUUACAAGAACCCACUACUGUUGCAUCAAAUAUAGGAGAUGUAUCUGUUCAUGGUAGAAUUCCAACUAAUAAUACUAAUUCAAGAGUAGAUGUACCAUCUACAUCUCAGAAUCCAAUUCCUGGAACUUCAAAUAACCAUAAUAAUAAUGGACAACAAAAUCAUAAAGGAGUACUUAAUAGUCACAUGCGAAAUUCUUCAUUAGAUUAUAGAAUUCAACAGAAAGGUUUACCACAUUCACGCACAUCAUCUCUAGAUUUAAGACAUGUUAGGAACAAUUCAGCAGAUUUAAAUAAAUUAUAUAAAAAUGAUAUUAGUUUAGUAUUUGGACCUCAACAAGUUUCAUCAUGGGUUGAUCCUUUAAGAGUUCAAAUCAUAAAAGCACAUCAUAAUUGGAUUGUGAUUGCUUAUGCUCAUUUUAUAACAUGUUAUCGACUUAAAGAUUCAUCUGGUUGGCAACAUGCAUUUACAAGUCCUCACAUAGAAUCAGUAAUUGAAAGAGUGGCAAUAACAUCAAAAUUAAGUACCAGUGGAGAUGUUAAAAUGGUUGCUAUUUCCUAUGGAAAUCAAGUCAGACUAUGGAGUAUUUCAGCAAAUGGAAUGAAAACUAAUAUUGGCACAUUCAAUUUAAAUGUUCGUGUGGAAUAUUUAUUUUUUAUUGGAAGCCAAUUAGUUGCUUUAUCUCCUACUGAUAAAAUUGGUGUAUGGCAUGCUAUGACACAUCAUUGGCAAAUACAAGAUGUAGUACCCAUUUUAUCAUUUGAUACAGCUGGUUCAUUUCUUUUAUUAGGAUGCAACAAUGGAUCUAUAUAUUAUAUUGAUAUGGAAAAAUUUCCUUUGAGAAUGAAAGAUAAUGAUUUACUUGUAACUGAAUUGUAUCGUGAUCCAAAUUAUGAUCCUAUUACAGCUAUAUCUGUAUAUUUAACACCAAAAACAUCACAAGCUGUUUGUGGUAACUGGAUAGAAAUUGCAUAUGGCACAAAAUCUGGCAGCGUUAGAGUUAUAGUUCAACAUCCUGAAACUGUAGGACAUGGUCCACAAUUAUUUCAAACAUUUACAGUGCAUCAAAGUAGUGUAACAAAAGUAACAUUGUCAGAAAAAUAUUUAGUAUCUGUCUGUUCAGAAUAUAAUCAUGUUAGGAGUUGGGCAGUAACAAGGUUUCGUGGAAUGAUUUCUACUCAACCUGGAUCUACACCCGAAGCUAGUUUUAAAAUCGUAUCUUUAGAAGCAAUUGAAUCUUGUAUUAGUUACAAUGCUGGAAAUGAUUUUGGACCAUUUGGAGAACAAGAUGAUGAACAAGUCUUUGUUCAAAAAGUUGUACCUGAAACUGAUCAAUUAUUUGUACGUUUAGCAUCAAAUGGAAAAAGAGUUUGUGUAAUUAAAUCAGUGGAUGGUAGUAUUAUAAGCUCAUUUUAUGUACAUGAAUGUGAAGGAUCUAGCCGUAUGGGUUCAAGACCAAGACGUUUUAUAUUCACUGGACAUUCUAAUGGGACUAUUCAAAUGUGGGAUCUUACAACAGCUUUAGAACCUUCUUUUUCUUCUACUCAAAAUGUCUCUGGUGGACCUACACCAGAAGAACUUUGGAAAUUGUUAGACCAAUGUGAUUUAAGUAAUAGUCAUUCUUCAACACCAUGUAUUAGUCCAUGUCCAUCACUUAUAUCUACAGGUCCAAGUAUAAAAACCAGUAAUGUACUAUUUCUCAAUCAGUCACAAAAUUCUGAUGCAACACCUGGACCUAGCCAAACAUGAAGAUAAAUAGCUGUACACAUUUAUGGCAAAUAUUAUAAUACUGCUAUCUGUUAAUUCUGUAAUUUCAAUAAACAGUAAGUGUAUUGUUAAUUUUUUACAUGAAUGUAAAUAGGUUUUUAUACAUGUAAGUAGGAAUCAGUUAAAUAAAUUUAAAAUAAAUAUUCA